GCUGCACUUGGUUCUUAACCUCCCAGACUGUCUAUCAGGGCUCCUGUGAAAGUGUGUGUGUGUAUGUGUGUGUGUGUGUGUGUGUGUGUGUGUGUGUGUGUAUGUGUGCGUGAGUGAGUGUGGUUGUGGGUGUGGGUGUAUUUUUUAGAGUAUUUAUGUGAGUGUGUGUAAAGAUAUUUGAAGUGCGGGUGUAGAAAGAGUUCCCGAGUGGAAGCAAGAGGCAUUUUUUUUUUCUGAUAUCGAAACAGUUUAUUAAAGUAAUGUUCUGCUGCUGCUGAUGAAUAAGAUGAUUGGCGUCUUUCAUCCUCUGCGUGCUCAGGUGAGCCCUAGGCUCCACACUGAGUGCUAACCAUGCUGCGGCAGUCUGAGCCAACAUCCAGCACCUUGCAGCUAGUUGCCAGUGAUAUGACAAGCAUCAUGGAGAAGCUGGACCCCAGGGAGCUCCAGUUUGAUGAUGGUGACUAUGACACAACAGACGGCAGUGUCUCAGCAGACCGUUUGCCUUUUACCGCAAUAUACAACACAGUUGGUUUCAAGGAGGCAGAGGCCAAAGUCUACUUGUCCUCACCGAUCACCGCCAAAAUCCUGGAGGUGGAGCGUUUCACCUCAGCUCAGGACCGCUUCAACGUCACCACACAGAGGAGUGUCAACAAGGCAAUGCCAGCUGUGUAUAAUAUCGAGUUGAAACACGGGGAGUUUACGUGGCUGGUGAAGAGGAAGGAGAAACACUUCAUGGAGCUCCACAGAGAGCUGAGGACAUACAAGACCUUCAUGAGGCUGCAUCUGCCAACACGCAGUCACACAUUAAAGAGGCAGGCCACAACCCGGAGUGGUGUAAGGGAGAUUCCAAACCUCCCCAGAGGAGGAGGAGAUGAGUUGGGUAGAGAUGAUCAAGUUUCCAGCCGUAGAAAACAACUGGAAGAUUACUUGAAUAAGCUGUUAAAGAUGCCGGCAUACAGAAGCUACCAUGCUACGAUGGAAUUCAUUGAUGUUAGUCAGAUGUCCUUCAUCCAAGACUUGGGACCAAAAGGCCUAGAAGGAAUGGUGCAAAAGAGAUCUGGUGGCCACCGGAUACCUGGGUUGAACUGCUGUGGUCGCAGCAAAAUGUGCUACCGUUGGUCUAAACGCUGGCUGGUGGUGAAGGACUCGUUCCUGUUGUACAUGAAGCCAGACUCUGGUGCCAUCUCCUUUGUGAUGCUGUUCGAUAAAGAGUUCAGCAUCAAGAUGGACUCCAAAGACACAGAAACCAAACAUGGCAUCCGUGUCGAUAGUCUCUCCAGGUCUCUGGUGCUAAAGUGCAACAGCUACAGACAAGCCCGCUGGUGGGGUCAGGCCAUAGAAGGCUUCGUUCAGAAGCAUGGCUCAGCCUUCCUCACUGAUCAUCGUUUCGGAUCCUUUGCCAGACAGGAGGAGAACAUUCCCGCCAAAUGGUAUGUGAACGGGAAAACGUACAUGGAGGAUGUGGCCGAUGCUCUGGAAGAGGCCAAAGAGGAAAUCUUCAUCACAGACUGGUGGUUGAGUCCAGAGAUCUUCCUGAAGAGACCAGUGGUGGAAGGAAACAGAUGGCGUCUCGACUGCAUACUGAAACGUAAAGCGCUCCAAGGAGUGCGGGUCUUUGUGAUGCUGUACAAGGAGGUGGAGCUAGCUCUAGGUAUCAAUUCUGGAUACAGCAAGAGAACGCUGCUGCACCUUCACCCCAACAUCAAGGUGAUGCGUCAUCCAGACCACGUCUCCUCCUCCGUUUACUUGUGGGCGCAUCACGAGAAGAUCAUUGUCAUUGACCAAUCAGUGGCCUUUGUGGGUGGGAUCGAUCUGGCGUACGGACGCUGGGACGACAUGGAACACCGGCUGACAGACAUUGGGAGCGUGACGCUCUCUCACUUGGAGCAGACUCAAGCGGCACAUUCCAGCAUGGCUGCACCGUCCAAUGGCAGCAGCACAGUUCCACAGAGCAACAAAAAGGGUGUGUUCACAGUGAUGGACUCAGUGGAUCAGCCCAAGCUGAAGGGCCAGGGGAAGAUGAAGAGGACAAGGUUCAGCAUCAAGAAGCACCUGCAGAAAACCUUUCUGGCUCGUGGUGACAGCGACAGCGACCUGGAAAACGAAGAAAGAGGCGGUUUAGAGAGUAGUCUACGUACAGGGGUUGGAGAGUUGUUUGGAAACACACGGUUCUGGCACGGGAAAGAUUACUGCAACUUUGUGCACAAAGACUGGAUUCAACUGGACAAACCUUUCGAUGAUUUCAUUGACAGACACACAACUCCCAGAAUGCCUUGGCACGACAUCGCAUCUGUGGUUCAUGGGAAAGCAGCUAGGGAUGUGGCCAGACACUUCAUCCAGCGGUGGAAUUUCACCAAGAUUGUGAAGCCAAAGUACCGCUCUCUGUCGUAUCCAUAUCUACUUCCCAAGUCUCACACCACUGCUGGAGAGCAGCGAUACCAAGUACCUAACUGUAUCCUCACCAAAGUACAGAUCCUGCGUUCAGCCUCAGACUGGUCCGCUGGAAUCAAAUACCAUGAGGAGUCCAUCCACAACGCCUAUGUCGAUGCCAUCAAGAACAGUCAGCACUUCAUCUACAUAGAGAAUCAGUUCUUCAUCAGCUGUGCAGACAAUAGACAUGUCUACAACAAGAUCGGAGACGCUAUCGCAGAGCGCAUCAUCCGCGCAUACAAGGAGGGCAAAAAGUACCGUGUUUAUGUGGUGACACCUCUGCUGCCAGGCUUUGAAGGAGACAUCAACACCGGAGGGGGCAGCGCCAUCCAGGCUGUCAUGCACUUCAACUACAGGACCAUGAACCGAGGAGAAUACUCCAUCAUUUCCCAGAUCAAGAGAGAGAUCUGUUUUUUGUUUGCAGUGGGUGAUCAGUGGAUGAACUACAUCUCCAUUGCUGGUCUGAGGACUCACGCUGAGCUGGAGGGGAAGCUGGUCACGGAGCUCAUCUAUGUUCACAGCAAAAUGCUCAUUGUAGACGACAACACCGUGAUCAUUGGUUCAGCCAACAUCAAUGACCGGAGCAUGCUGGGAAAGAGGGACAGUGAGGUGGCAGUGAUCGUGGAGGACUCAGAGACGGUGACCUCGGUAAUGGACAGACAGGAGUAUGAGGCUGGAAAAUUCGCCCUGCAGCUCCGUCUCGAGUGCUUCAGGAUGAUUCUUGGUGCUAACACAGAUCCCUCUAUUGAGGUUUCCGAUCCCAUCAGUGAUCACUUCUACAAGGAGGUCUGGAUGGCCACUGCCGCCCGCAAUGCCACUAUCUACCAGAGGGUUUUCCGUUGUCUACCAUCCAGCGACGUACGUAAUAUCACAGAGCUGGAGGGCUACCUGGCCAAGCCGGGACUGGACAAAGAGGACCCGGCUCGGGCUCAUGAAGAGCUGAAGAAGAUCCGCGGCUUUCUGGUUCAGUUUCCUCUUCAGUUCCUCUGCGAGCAGAACUUGCUGCCCCCCAUUGGCUCCAAGGAGGCCAUGGUGCCCAUGGAGGUUUGGACCUGAAGCAGAGAGGGACUCAUCCGUGUGCUCAUUUCAGGUGGAUCACACACCCUGACACCGUUUUGUAGGUGGCAGAAAGAACAAACUCAACCUUAAACAGACAAGCUAAUGCUGGAGUGUUUCCAUAUUUCUAAAGAUCAUAUAAUACUAGGUUCAUAUUUUUUUUCAUAACUUUAUUAGUGGUUGCAUGUUAACAAGACAGUUUGAGUUAUUCUGCCCUGAAUUUAGACUCCCAGGGGAUGUUUCCUCCCAAGCUUCAAUCAGAUAAUGCAUGGGGUUGGCUUUCUAAUUCUGAAUAAAGAUUCGUAACUCAAGUGAUUCUGUCCACACUGACCCCAAAUCUGAAAAAAUCUACCACCUCCUGCAGGUUUGCGUCGCAGUGAAAUGCAGGAAUUAGGGUCUCGGUUAUUUAGAGAUAUAGUGAGUUAAGUUCAGAACAUAAGGAUAGUUAAGCAUUCAAAAGAAAAAGAAAACAAGAGUCAUGUGUUAUAGAUGUGUCACACUGAAUUAUAGUUUUCUAAAAGGAAAUUGUAUCUGCUCUGUGAAACAGGCAAGUGACAGGCAUCUAUCCUGAUUUGAAGUCACUUCUAGCCAGUGUGGAUUUUUUUGCCUUAGCCUUAGAUUUUGAGGAAUGUGUGCCUGUAAGGUUCAAGUCAGGGCUUAAAGAUUCACAUUAAAUUACUACUGUUCUGACAACAUUUACUCAAUCCUUCAAAGAGACUAAAUCUGCAUGAAAACAAAAAAAUCAACAAAAAUAUACUUUAUCUGUUUUGAUUUAGAAAGAGUGGAACAACACUGAAAAUCUUCAACACAAUCUCUUUGUCUGGAUGGUUGAAGAGGCUUUAAUGACUCUGAAAAUUUAGUCAGAACUAUAGCAAAAUUUUAUCAAUGAAUGAAACUGCUGAUUAUUUGCAAAGUUAAACCAUUUCUGUUUUGUCCAGUAGACCUGGAUAUUGAGCCCCAGGACACAACCUCAAAUGUCUUAUUUUGUCAAACCAAUGCUCAGAAACUUGUGCAUUUAAAUCUACAAAGAGAAACGGGAGAACAUGAAGACUCAGCAUAUUCCCAGGGCUGACAUUUACAAAUUCUUUGAACACAUGUGUGCGUACAAAAAAAACAGGAGACCAGCAGAAGGAAUGUUGAACUCUACAGUGCCUGAAAAUCUGGGCCUCAUGUUUACAAGAAGAAGAAACGAAAAUGAAGGGACCCAUUUAUGGCCUGACAAUCUUCCUCUUCUUCCUCCUCACCAACACAAACAUAUUACUCUACAAUCUUCUUUCUUAAAUAGCUUGCUUCUCUAACAACACUAUGCAACAUCAAGGCAGGUGAACGUAGUUCUGACUCGUCUGUUGCACUGAGUUUGAAAAGACACUAAAUAAAUGUAUGAGGACAGUGCAGCAAAGAGGAUGAUGAACUAGAUUGAGCUGUCAGGACUUCUCUGGCCAUAUUGUCUCUUUUUAAAAAUACAAACUUGUGUCUCCUUUCUCUGCAGUUAAGAUUUUUGUCAUACAAGAAACCACAAGUGCCAAAGAUGACUGUAGCCUUGUGUGUUCAUUUCCAUUCCCCAUACAGUGUUUUCUACAUUAAGCCUGAAGUGACCUGGUUUUAUACUCUGAUAUGGCCUUUGAAGUUCCUUGCGGAGCUUAAUUUUGCAAGUAUAGAAUUUCCUUAUAAAUUUCUAGAAAGAACCACUUCAAUGCAGUCCUAAUUAUUGACCAUCCUUCCCAGGGAACUAUUAGGACAUUUUGGAGUCUAUUAAACCUUCAUUUUGUUUGGGAUCCAGAGAUUCAUGAUGACAUCCAUGAUAUGUUUGUUACAAUGCUGGGUUUCAUUCAGAGUCAAAAGGUGGAAAUUCUGGUAGCUAACUUUAUAAUAACAGCUGAUACUGGUAUGUAAUGUGAACAUUAGUUGUGUUUUGUGCAUUUAAAGAUGAAUUAAGGGAUUGCCUUUAGGGGGCAGCAGAGCAAGCUGAAAUUUCAACUUCUAACAUAUUUUCCCUUAAAACGUUGUUACAGUGAAUAUGAUAGCAAAUGCUCUACACAAGUGGCAGACACAUAAAUUUGAGGUUCCCUUGUCACCAGCCCCAACCAGGCAUGGACUCAUAAGGUUAUGUGUACAGAGAUGUUACUGAGUUGCUUGCAUAAGUUUGAAGUGGUAUCUCCUUUAUUGUAGGUGCUUAUGUCAAAAUUCAUAUUCUGGGUUUUGGUCCCUGAUCAUUAACUUGGUCACAAAAUAUCUCCAUAUGUGACUCUUGGUCUGUUUUAACGCACUUAACAUGUAGUUGCACAUGCUUAACUAUUGGAUAUGUUGUAAAUUGGCAUUGAUGUGUUGUUAUUGUCCAGUUUCUCCAGUGUCUAUGACUCCUGCAACUAUAGAGAAACACAUAAAAUUAUUUUUUCUAAAUUUUGGCAUCCACUUGUGACUGACUCAGACACACUUUUUAGCUCAAUGUCUGGUCUCCACCAAGUCCUGAGAAAAAUGUAUCUAUCUACUUAUAUUCCAGCUACUUGCUAGCUGGUUUACUACGGCAUUUUAAAUAUUAUCAAUAUAGGUUGUUUUUUAUUUGCGUUGAGCAAAACCAUCAUUUUUGAGCUGAAAGAUGCCUUAGUAAAUCAUGUCAAAAUCACACAAAUUUUCUCUGUAUUUUAGCAUGUUACCUUGAAAAGUUUUCUUCAGGUAAAAUAUGUUCUGAGCCAUUUUAGAGAUUUAUGAGACAUACAUAACCAGGACUUUACUUUAAUGUUGCUUUGUGUCUAGUGAAAAUAAGCAGUGCUUAAUGUAAUGACGUUUUGUGUUUGAAGGUUGUUUCUGACGCCCUCUUCAACUUUGUAUUCCAGUUAUAUUAGAAAAAAAUAACAACCAGUAACAAUUGUGUACAGUUUUAAAUAUCAAUUCAAAUUUGUGUGUGAAUUUCUGAUUUUCUGACAGUACUCAAACACAACAUUGAUAUUCAUCUAGUCUUCCUGGUUGGUCUGUGUGUUAUCUGCAUGCCCCGAUUUUAUGCUGUUUAUGGAGCUGACAGCAUGAGAGCAGUUUGUCACUGCUACACGUUACCGAUAAUAGCAGGAUUUCUGCAAAUCAAAUGGUUACAUUUUAAAGUCAUUAGCGAUGCUUAACAGUGUGCCUGCUCCCAAGGUGUUUGCCUGAUUAAACUUUACUGUUAAUGUUUAUGGAAAAUGGGACCUUAAAUGCAUUCCUUCUCUCUACCUCCUGGUGUUUCUAUCUACUGCUUCAGUGCUUUUCAGCUUAGUCUUUAUAUUACAGACUUAUCAAUGCUCAGCAUCACAAACUUGCAGUAACUGUUUGGUUUUCAGUGCAAUAUAAGCCUGUUUACAUGUUAAUCAAAAGGUAUAAAAACUCAAACCAGAAAAUGUGGAUGUAUUUCCAUUGUGUCCUCAUUUUCCUCAAACCUGGGCUGCAGAGGAUGAGAAACGCCAAUCUGUCAUGUCUUUCUCCCGUCCAGCUUUAAUUGUUGCAUCUCUAUGAAAAUGCACUAUUUGCACAGACUGUUGUUUUCCUGUGGUGACCCCAUAAAAUGAUCUGUAGUACCACAUCAUGUGUUGCUUAUCUGAUGGAAUGAAUAAAGGGGUGUUAAGUCAUUAAA
This is a messenger RNA of Mugil cephalus (flathead mullet), 7087 nucleotides long. It is a transcript of the gene pld1b, whose product is annotated as phospholipase D1b. Bases 352 to 3486 code for a protein of 1044 amino acids. Gene Ontology annotation, biological process: regulation of microvillus assembly; cell motility; intracellular signal transduction. The record is from RefSeq and is a predicted model, not a curated record. The transcript is spliced from 26 exons. Lineage: Eukaryota; Metazoa; Chordata; Actinopteri; Mugiliformes; Mugilidae. Gene Ontology annotation, molecular function: D-type glycerophospholipase activity; phosphatidylinositol binding.